Molecule: messenger RNA, 1414 nt
Organism: Thlaspi arvense
Lineage: Eukaryota; Viridiplantae; Streptophyta; Magnoliopsida; Brassicales; Brassicaceae
Source: the annotation of a GenBank genome assembly
CGAUAUAGCUAAUUAGACGAUUUCUGAAAUAGGUAAGAACAAUUAGGAAUGGUAGAUAGAAUCCUCGUUAUUUAUUGAUUACAUUCGUCGUGAGAUCACAAAGCCAAUCAAAACAUGCCAGAUCAUCAGUUUUGUAAGGAAACAAACACGUGGCUAGAAAUCAUUGGAUAGGUUACGCAGUUGCCUAACAAGUGAUUCUGCACAUGAUUAGAGAACCUGGAACGUUCUAGCUUCUUCGUUCGGUGCUCUGUAGCAAUCAACAAUCUUCUUCUCUGCUUCUGAAUCUAUCGGAUCUCGAAAUCUCACUCGAAACCGACGAAUAUGUCUUCUCCCGGCGAAUAUUAUAACUCACUUCCACCAAUAACCAAGGCUUAUGGUACUUUGUGCCUCCUGGCCACAACAGCCUCGCAACUCGGCCUAGUUACUCCUUUUCACAUUGCUUUGAUUCCAGGACUUGUGAUUAAGCAGUUCCAGGUCUGGAGGCUGAUAACAAACUUAUUUUUCCUUGGCGGUUUCUCUAUCAAUUUCGGGAUACGUCUUUUGAUGAUAGCAAGAUAUGGUGUUCAACUUGAGAAAGGGCCAUUUGAAAGGCGGACAGCAGACUUUUUGUGGAUGAUGAUCUUUGGGUCCCUGACUCUAUUGGUUUUAUCGGUGAUACCAUUUUUCUGGACGCCGUUCCUUGGAGUGUCGCUUGUGUUCAUGCUUCUGUAUCUCUGGAGCCGAGAGUUUCCAAAUGCCAACAUCAGCCUAUACGGUCUAGUCACUCUUAAGGCUUUCUACCUCCCGUGGGCAAUGCUAGCACUCGAUGUUAUCUUCGGCUCUCCGAUCAUGCCUGAUCUUCUUGGCAUCAUUGCUGGACAUCUCUACUACUUCCUAACAGUCCUCCACCCUCUCGCCACCGGGAAAAACUACUUGAAAACCCCGAAAUGGGUAAAUAAAGUGGUAGCGAGAUGGCGAAUCGGAGCUCCGGUAGCAGCGGUUAGACAAGCAGGUGGUGUAGGAGCAGGAGGAGGAGUAGGAGGAGGAGGAGCUUAUUCAAGCGCUCGUGCCCCACCUGAGAGCUCGAACACAGCAUUCAGAGGUCGAUCGUAUCGUCUCACCGACUGAAAUAUCAAAUCAAUCCUCUCGGGGUUUCUUCGUUUCUCAAUCGGUAUCAUCACAAGUGUUUUCGAUACAAUGCCACUAACAACUAGAAGGGUAGCUUUGUGUUUUUGAGCAAGUACAGUUUCCGAACAUAUGACUUUUGUAGGGGAAGAAAAAGUCUUUUGAUUGUUGUAUUCAAGUGCUUAGUGCCUUCUUAAAUCAUCUCCACGAGAAAAAUGGCAGUCACACAACUUUUUAACAAAAAAAAGAAACACAUGAGCCCAUUAUUCUAAAACACGUGAGCCCAUUUAUCUCUUAAGCUUUUCUUGUG